AUGGAUCUGCCGCAUGUGAAUCGUCAAAUCGGGGAUAGAUUUGCAUGGCUAUGUGACAACGAGUUUUCACACCAGGCGUUGGCAGGGGUUAACCCAGUAAACAUUGAACUCUUUGGUGAUAAUGCUUCAGCAGUUGUGCCAGUAGACAACUUGACAAAUUUUCCCCCUGUUAAUACUCCAGUGGCAGCACCUGUUGGGCAUGUAUCCAUGUCCCCCCUUGGGGUUGGUGCUCCAGUAGCUAUAACAGCAAACAAAUCGACAACAUUUUCAUCGGGAUUGCCAUCAAACGGUGCAAAUUCAUUUGUCAAAGUUGCUGAUGGAGGGCAGUGGCCCAACAUGCUUCCUCAUCAACCUUCUUUAUUUCCUGCUACUGGUAGUCAGCCUACUGCUCAGCCAUUCACUCCACCAGUUAGUGGAUCUUCAAACAAUCAGCCAUGGAAUUUGUCUAUUGCCUCAAAUCCACAAGGUCCUUCAAGUAUACCAUCUGCACAAAUAUCGUAG
This is a messenger RNA of Camellia sinensis, 501 nucleotides long. The record is from RefSeq and is a predicted model, not a curated record. NCBI's taxonomy places the organism in Eukaryota, Viridiplantae, Streptophyta, Magnoliopsida, Ericales, Theaceae.